Lathyrus sativus (Indian pea) is the source of this 1554-nucleotide messenger RNA. The record is from the annotation of a GenBank genome assembly. NCBI's taxonomy places the organism in Eukaryota, Viridiplantae, Streptophyta, Magnoliopsida, Fabales, Fabaceae.
AUGGAGAAAAUAUUACUACUCUUUUUGAUAUUUACAAUCACACCAUAUGCUCUUGGAGAUGCUUCUCCUUUUCCCAGUAACUUUCUCUUCGGCACUGCUUCUUCUUCCUACCAGUAUGAAGGUGCUUACUUGAGUGAUGGCAAAGGUUUGAGCGUCUGGGAUGUCUUUACUCACAAAGCAGGUAGUACUUCUGAUGGAAGUAAUGGUGAUGUUACAGUUGAUCAAUACCAUCGGUAUCAGGAGGAUAUAGAUUUAAUGGAAGCUAUCAAAGUCAACAGCUACCGGUUUUCGAUUUCAUGGACACGGAUUCUACCAAAAGGUAGAUUUGGAGAAGUGAACUUGGCUGGUAUCGACUACUAUAAUAGGCUUAUUGAUGCUUUGUUACUUAAAGGGAUCCAACCGUUUGUUACAUUGUUUCACUUGGAUUUACCUCAAGAACUUGAGGAUAGAUAUGGAGGUUGGCUAAGUCCCCAAUCACAGGAAGAUUUUGUGUUAUUUGCAGAGAUAUGUUUUAAAUCCUUUGGCGAUAGAGUUAAGUACUGGGUCACAUUCAAUGAGCCAAAUUAUCAUGUUUCACUUAGUUACCGUAAAGGUAAACUCCCGCCAUGUCACUGUUCUGGAAAAUUCGGAAAUUGUAGCGAGGGAGAUUCAGAGAAGGAGCCCUUUGUGGCAGCCCAUAAUAUUAUUCUGUCACAUGCAACUGCAGUUCAUAUUUAUAGAAACAAAUAUCAGACCGAGCAAGGCGGAGAAAUUGGCAUCAUCGUACACUCUGACUGGUUUGAGCCGUUAAGUGAUUCAGUAGCAGAUCAAUUAGCUGCUGAAAGAGCACAAUCAUUUAGCAUAAACUGGAUCUUGGAUCCAAUCUUAUUUGGUAAGUACCCAAAAGAGAUGGAGACUAUUCUAGGAAGCAUAUUACCCGAAUUUUCCGCUGUUGACAUAGAAAACCUGAAUCAAGGACUCGAUUUCAUUGGCAUCAAUCAUUAUGCAAGUUACUAUGUCAAAGACUGUAUAUCAUCAGUGUGCGAGUCUGGGACAGGAACCUCCACAACAGAGGGUUUAUUCCUACAAACUGCACAAAAAGACGGUGUACCAAUUGGAGAGCUUACACCGUUUGAUUGGCUCAAUGUUUACCCACAAGGCAUGAGGAAAACUGUUAACUACAUAAAAGAUAGAUUCAAUAACACUCCAAUGUUCAUUACUGAGAACGGAUAUGGGAAUUUGUAUGAUCCAAAUAACACCAAAGAAGAAUAUCUUAAUGAUGUUAAGAGAGUAAACUACAUGUCUCGCCACUUAGAUAAUCUAGUGACAUCAUUGAGGGAAGGAGCAGAUGUGAGAGGUUACUUUGUGUGGUCAUUGCUCGACGAUUUUGAGUGGACAUAUGGAUUUUCAGUGAAAUUUGGACUUUAUCAUGUUGAUUUUACCACACAGAAGAGAACUCCAAAGUUGUCUGCUAGCUGGUACAAACAUUUCAUUGCUAUGCAUAAAACUGAGAGCAUUAGUCCCGAACGCGACACAGAGAUGAGAUACUCGAACAAACUGCUUAGAACGGGGUAG